This is a messenger RNA of Vidua macroura (Pin-tailed whydah), 4240 nucleotides long. RefSeq names its product oxysterol binding protein like 6 (gene OSBPL6). Gene Ontology annotation, molecular function: cholesterol binding. The transcript is spliced from 26 exons. The record is from RefSeq and is a predicted model, not a curated record. NCBI's taxonomy places the organism in Eukaryota, Metazoa, Chordata, Aves, Passeriformes, Viduidae. Gene Ontology annotation, cellular component: intracellular membrane-bounded organelle; plasma membrane; cytosol. Bases 1 to 2949 code for a protein of 982 amino acids.
AUGAGUUCAGAGGAGAAGAGUAUAUCUCCAGCUCACAAAACAUCCACUCCAUCACAUAGAAGUGCCUCCUCCUCCUCAUCGUCUCAGAGAGACAGGAGGCAGAGUGUUCAUAUUUUGGAGCGAAAGGCUUCUUCAGGAAGCACAGACCCUUCUUUAAGUAAGCAGUUCCUUGAAAGUGAUCAUCUCUCUCUAUCCAAGCAAGAACCUGACAGCUGGGAAAUCAUAGAGGGUCUGAAAAUAGGCCAGACCAAUGUCCAGAAGCCAGACAAACAUGAAGGUUUCAUGCUGAAGAAGAGAAAAUGGCCAUUAAAAGGUUGGCACAAGAGGUUUUUUGUCCUGGAUAAUGGAAUGUUGAAAUAUUCAAAGUCACCAAUUGAUAUACAGAAAGGAAAGGUCCAUGGGAGCAUUGAUGUUGGUUUAUCAGUCAUGUCUAUAAAAAAAAAGGCUCGUAGAAUAGAUCUUGACACAGAAGAACAUAUCUAUCACCUAAAGGUGAAAUCCCAGGAUUCAUUUGAUGCAUGGGUUUCAAAGUUACGGCACCACCGGUUGUACCGUCAGAAUGAGAUUGUGAGAUCUCCCAGGGAUGCCAGCUUCCACAUAUUCCCCUCAGCAUCUACUACAGAGUCUUCACCAGCUGCCAAUGUGUCAGAUGGAAAGGUGCAACAAAAUAACUUCCCCUGGCAGCCUCCUAUACCUUGCAGUAACAGCCUUCCUGUCACCUGCACUACUGGUCAGAGUAAAGUAGCAGCCUGGUUGCAGGACUCUGAAGAGAUGGACAGAUGUGCAGAAGAUCUUGCUCAUUGUCAGUCUAACCUUGUGGAACUCAGUAAACUUCUUCAAAAUUUAGAAAUACUACAGAGGACACAGUCAGCACCAAAUUUCACAGACAUGCAGGCUAACUGUGUAGAUAUUUCAAAGAAAGACAAGCGGGUCACGAGACGAUGGAGAACAAAAAGUGUCAGCAAAGAUGCAAAAAUUCAACUUCAGUCCAACUCAUCUGGAGAUAAUUUUACUGAAGUAUCCAGCUUUUUAUGUCUCUGGCAUGCACAGCUGAAAACACAUGGGCCGGCACCGAAGGGCCAGUUCAGCACAACACGACGCCGGCAGAGACUGGCAGCUGCAGUGGCUACAACAGUCCCUUUCAGUGCUACAAUGUCACCCGUUCGAUUGCAUUCAUCCAACCCCAACCUUUGUGCAGACAUUGAAUUUCAGGCUCCCCCAAGCCAUGUGACAGACCCUCUGGAGUGCUCUACCGAGUACAUGAAGCUUCAAGAAGAAUUCUGCUUGAUGGCACAAAAAGUGCAUUCUCUUUUGAAGUCUGCCUUUAACAGCAUAGCUAUAGAGAAGGAGAAGCUUAAACAGAUUGUUUCAGAGCAGGAUCUUACAGGCCACAAUGCUCAAAUAGCUCACCUCAGACAGUCCCUCUCUCAGGCUCUCAACCAGAAUGCUGAACUAAGGAGUCGCUUGAACAGAAUACAUUCAGAAUCUGUUAUUUGUGAUCAGGUUGUCAGUGUAAAUAUUAUCCCUAGUCCUGAUGAGACGGGUGAACAAAUUCAUGUCAGUUUGCCACUGUCUCAGCAAGUUUCUAAUGAAAGCAGGCUCUCUAUGUCUGAAUCUGUUUCAGAGUUCUUUGACGCACAGGAAGUGCUUCUAUCUGCCAGCUCGUCAGAAAACGAGGCUUCUGAUGAUGAAUCUUAUAUCAGUGAUGUGAGUGACAAUAUAUCUGAGGACAACACCAGUGUUGCAGACAACAUUUCUCGGCAAAUUCUUAAUGGUGAGCUGACAGGAGGCGCAUUCAGAAAUGGACGGAGGACUUGUCUCCCAGCUCCCAGCCCAGACACCAGUAACAUCAAUCUGUGGAAUAUUUUGAGAAAUAACAUUGGCAAAGAUCUUUCCAAAGUAUCCAUGCCAGUUGAGCUAAAUGAACCUCUGAAUACCUUGCAACAUCUUUGUGAAGAGCUGGAAUACAGUGAACUCUUGGACAAGGCUGCUGAAACAGAUAAUCCUUAUGAACGCAUGGUUCUCAUAGCUGCCUUUGCAGCAUCAGGCUAUGCCUCUACGUACUUUAGAGCAGGAAGCAAGCCAUUUAACCCAGUGCUUGGUGAAACUUAUGAAUGUAUUAGAGAAGACAAAGGAUUUCGAUUUUUCUCAGAGCAGGUUAGCCACCAUCCUCCCAUUUCGGCCUGUCACUGUGAAUCGAAAAACUUUGUGUUUUGGCAAGAUAUCAGGUGGAAAAACAAAUUCUGGGGGAAAUCAAUGGAAAUUCUGCCUGUUGGGACCUUGAAUGUGACUCUUCCAAAGUAUGGAGAUUACUAUGUCUGGAACAAAGUCACUACUUGCAUACAUAAUAUUCUUAGUGGAAGGAGAUGGAUAGAGCACUAUGGAGAGAUAACUAUCAGAAACACAAAAAGCAGUGUUUGUAUUUGUAAACUCACUUUUGUCAAGGUGAACUACUGGAAUUCAAAUGUAAAUGAGGUGCAGGGUGUUGUGAUAGAUCAAGAAGGGAAGGUGGUUCACCGUCUUUUUGGAAAGUGGCAUGAAGGCCUCUAUUGUGGGGUUGCACCUUCAGCCAAAUGCAUAUGGAGGCCAGGCUCCAUGCCAACCAAUUAUGAGCGUUAUUACGGCUUCACAAGGUUUGCUAUUGAGCUCAAUGAAUUAGAUCCUUUACUGAAAGAUCUUCUUCCUGCAACAGAUGCACGAUUCAGGCCAGAUCAAAGGCUUCUGGAGGAAGGAAAUAUAGAAGCAGCAGCAUCUGAGAAACAAAGAAUAGAGGAACUCCAGAGAGCUCGGAGGCGGUACAUGGAAGAAAACGGCAUUGAAUAUGUACCCAAGUUUUUUAAAAAAGUUAUUGACGCUAAUCAAAGAGAAGCCUGGGUUACCAAUGAAACCUACUGGGAACUGCGAAAAGAUCCUGGCUUUAGUAAAGUAGACAUUCCUGUACUCUGGUAAACUGAGAAUGUAGACCUAGUAAACAUAUCACUCUGAAGAAAAAAAAAUAACUAUGCACAAUAUGUUUCUUAUAUCUAAGCGUGGUUUGUGGGUCUACAGAAAAACCAUAUCAUAUGCAUUUAUAUUCAUCUUUAUAAUGGACUUUUGGAAGUGCAUUAGACCAGGCCCCUGACCACUUCUGGAUCUUUCUAAUUUUGCAGCAGCCAUCAAAACUAAAAAAAAAAAAAAGAAAAAAAAAAAAGAAAAAAAGGAAACAGAAACCUUUUAAAGUUUCAUACGCUGAAAAUUCAGAAAUAAAGAAGCAGAUGAGAUAUCCAAAGUCACUCAGAAGAGGUGGUAAGCGCAAAACUGCAACCGGUGCUUUAAACAGACAUUAAGAGUAAUACAAUUUAAAUUAAAAAAAAAAAAAAAAAAGAAAAAAUUCCAUUUUGUUUCAACUAUUUUUGUUAAAAACUCUUGGGUCACAACACUGUCAUUUCUGGCUUCAGGUUAGUCCUUUGGUGUGAUGUGCUUGGACUGGCCUUUGUCAAAAAGAUAUGCUUUUCUGGAAGCUGUUCCCAUUCAUAUGCCAUUGUUCAUGCCUUAACAAAAUAUGAAGAUGUACAUUAAGUAAUUUUAAAAUAUCUAUGCUUAGGCUUGUGUGAAGGGCAGAUUUUUAAAGCUCUAGGAUUUUAUCACAAUAUAAAUACUGGAAGACCUGCAUUAUUUGAACUCAAAAGGUAACCAAACAUCUAACUGUAUUUCAGAGGUAUGAGACCUACUGUACAUGCUUUAGCUUUGGGAUGCUGACUGUAUAAUCAGACUGAAAAGAAACUGCUAGCUGGUUGAAUUUCAAUUUUGGUGAAUGCAUAUGAGUUGCUAGUCAGGAAGUUCAUAUUCUAAAUGACUGAUGCUGAGAUGCAAUCAUCACAUUUAGUACUGGCUGGACAUAGACCUCUCAGUGAAUCUCAUUUUCCCCAAAGUGUUUAUACAGUUAGAAAUCCCUGAAGCUUUGCAACUGUGUUAAAAGCACAGAAAGAUUUCAUGUAAAGGUCUCUGGCUUCUCUCUAGAAGCAAGAUAGUACUGUAAAAGCAACUGUUUUCUGCCACACACACUGUUUAUUUUCCUGUCUCUGUUUUUUCCCCAUCCACUUUUCUUAUCUAAAAUUAUGUUUGAGAGUAUGGCAGAGGCUCCCGUGUGUUAUAGCUAACAACUUCGACUUGUGUUGCCAAAACAGCUUUUGUGCAAAAUAUACUUUACAUUUUUUCAUAAAGUGGUUCUAUAUUUUUUGAUUAAAAACAAAGUCUCUUA